UCAGUCGGGAAGUUAGUUUCUGUUUGCCAAACUUUAUAUUGUAAUCGGCCAAUCUGCGCAUUGUGUAAGGUUACGCAUAACCUGUUUGUGACGUCACAACCGUUCGGUGUUAGUCUUCAUUCAGAAGCGGAGUAACCGAUGCGGAAGGUGUUCUUAAAAUCGGAAAUGUGUUUUUGGAAAAAUAUCAUCUUUCUUCUUCUCUUGAGAGUUGCCGUGAGCAGUGAUUAUGAGGAAGACGAUCAAGAUGACGGCGAAAAUUAUAAACAAUUAUUAUCAUUAAACUUUGUUCAUGACAUGGAAAAUUUUGAAAAACAAGAAAACUUAUCAGAGGUUCUUGACCACAAAAAUUUGAAAGAAGAAAUAUCUGAAGUUGAAUGUCAUAGAAUAGCUCUUCAUCGAUGCGGAAGUAUCUUUAUCAAAGUUUUCCGACUUCUCGAUUUUCUUCCAGAAAACCAAUCCUUUCAACCUAGAUGUACUUUAAGAUCGUUAUACGAUACUUUAAUAAGUAGAUGA
This is a messenger RNA of Centruroides sculpturatus (bark scorpion), 513 nucleotides long. RefSeq lists its product as uncharacterized. Lineage: Eukaryota; Metazoa; Arthropoda; Arachnida; Scorpiones; Buthidae. The transcript has 5 exons. The record is from RefSeq and is a predicted model, not a curated record. The coding region runs from base 139 to 513 and encodes 124 amino acids.